Porites evermanni is the source of this 13813-nucleotide messenger RNA. Lineage: Eukaryota; Metazoa; Cnidaria; Anthozoa; Scleractinia; Poritidae. The record is from the annotation of a GenBank genome assembly.
AUGGGAAAUUUACUACCUCUAGAUAGCUCUAAAAAGCAGCAAAUCGAAGGUAAGGUUCUUGCUUACUGUUUCGAACGAACCGGGAAGUUGCUUUCCAAUAGCCGGGAGCUUUCGCCUCUUACUGACGCACUGGAGAGCACUUUGCAUUGCAGAGGUGUCGAUUACUGGUGCAGGCUUCAUUAGAUUUGAACUUCAUUUUCUAGGUACAAACUGAAUUCGAUCUGUGUAUAAAAAAACGCACUGUCCAUUCUCCAUGCUGUCUUUGUGGGCUAUUGACCCGCCCAACCUUGUUAUGAACCUAACACUCUACAUGUACAUGUGCGCAACACUUGCAUUUUCUCAAUAGAUAAGCUUACUUUUAACUUUACUCAGUUAACUAACUAACUAGCUAACUCGAGCGCAAGUUUGCAAUAAUGGCAGGCAAUAAUAAUUAUGCAUGUGGCACAAUUGAGGGGAUUAAUCUACAUGCUAAAUGGUUUGCUUUUGUGUUGAAGCUAAGCUUUUUUCUCAGGUGGGAAAGAAGCCUUUAAGAAUAAAUGGGAAGAAUAAAUCGAUAGAGUGCUGCUACCAUUUAAGCCUGCAUGAUUAUAAAAAAAUGCAUAGUUUCAGGAAAAAUAUUGAAUAUGAUAAUCCUGCUGUCUUUCCAUAAUUGCUAAUGUGCUGAAGAGGGUGAGACAGGGAGGGCUGUCUCCUCAGGAAAGUGUUGCAAUAAUCUCUGCAAACAUCUGCAACACCCUAACCUUGUGGAAAGAAUGACAUAUUGUACGCCAUUAUCUCAGCCUGCCGUUACCUAUAAUGUAAAGUACUGCAAAACAAAGAGCUGGAGGCUUUUGGAGAGCCUCUGUUCCUUUUAAAAAGAGACCAAAAAGGCCAAAAAUACAGCAAUUUCCUCUCAUUCACUUAUACAUUUUUUUCCUUUUUGUUUCCUGUUUGUAUGAAAUUAGGUGUUUUCACCCACUUCCUGCCAAUGAAAGUGUUCACUUUAUUUCCCCUGCUGUUCACCAUGCUAUUGUCUCAAAAGGAUAAUGUUUGAUAAUGUCCUUUUUUAGGCAAAAAAUGAUUGUACAUGAUUGUAUGUUCUUUUGUGUAAUAAUUAUUCAUAUUGGGUCAAUCUUAAAAAAAAAAGCAAUAAAAUUACAUCAUCCACAAAUUUACCCUUUUUCAGACAUUGCAGAGGAAUUUCUUAAGGAAUUCACAAUAGCCUACAAUACUGCCUAUGGAGUUGAAUACACAAAGAAAACCUUGAAGGAGAUAGAUGCUGAUUCAUUUGCAGAGGAGAAACCUGUUUACAAAUUAUCGCACAGACCGGUAAGUAAAUAGUGGAUCAGUGGCUACUUACAUGUAGGUGUUGCAUUCUAUCAGGGUCAAACAUUUUUUUUGGAUUUUUCCAUGUUCUACUGGGGAAAAAUGUUUUUGGUUGGUUUGAUUGAUCAACUUGUUAAAUUUUUAACUGUGUGGCAUUAUUUUCAAGUGUUGCUGCCAUUUUUGCACAAAUUUCAUGCAUGAAAAUUUGUUUACCCAAGCCUCACGAUAAACUUGUCAACAAUGCAACAAUGCUGGUCUUCAUGCAAUUUUAAAAGCACUUCAUAAAUAAUUAGAGAAACAAUGUUUCAAAGUUUUCAAUACAUUCUCUGAUCCAUAGAUUAAAAAAGUGUUAUCUUGGGAACUCGAACAAAAUCAACCAAAACUGGUGUUGCUUUUGAUAAAGUGGUGGAUCCCAAUAAAACAUGACCCUACAACUGUGUAUGUUACAGGUCAAAAUAAGAUUCAGGUUAAAUUUUUUUAACCUAGAUUGAUCCUCAAUUUCCUCGAUCAACCUAGGGCUUGGCGCACGCUACUGGUGUACACGAGCGUAACACGGUGCCUUAUGCACGAUUCGCGCUCAAGAAAAGGCACGGUUUUGUGCCAAAGCACGGGAAAAAAACAUGCAAAGGAACAGAUUAGGCACACUUAAGGCACAGUUAAGGCACGUUUUAAAUAUUGCUAAGGCACAUUUUAGGCUCAGUUUGGGCACAGUUUUGGCACGGUUUAGGCACAGUUUACGCACAAAUAUUCAACGCUGAGCACUUUUUUGAAAAUCUUUGUAACCUGACUUUCAAAAAAGAACAAACUUAGUACGAAUUACAAAAAUAAUUCAGAUCAAACACGAUACAGUUAGAAGUAUAGGAAGUGUAAGUUUUGAGUCACGGCGAAAGUCGGGAAGAUUAAAGUAUUCUUCGACAGUCCGUGUUUACUACGAGGGUAAAGUGGAAAUUCACAUGCGAUACAUGCGGUCUGAACCUUUUCGGUUACGAUGCAAUUUUUUAGACUGAGCUUUCUUUCGUUUCUAAAAGAAAUCGUGAAAGAAAGUCGAAGCCAUAAUAACAAAAGCAAAGCUAAAGAAGUAAGGCACAAAAAUAGCCGAUAAAAGUCGUAGAAAACACCUUUGCGAUUGCGGUAAAAUUGGCCUGAAUAGAGUACUAAAGUGAUGAUGUCAUAAAAAUGAAAUUUCUGUAAUUAUGGGAUUUGUCAGGAUAUUCUGAAAGAACAAUGUCCAAGAGGCCUACUUGCCAAAAAUGAGCAUUUCGCGGCAAAUUGUCUCUGAGAUCGUAGCCCAGUUAUACUCAGAAAACUCCAUACAAACCCUUCUAAUUUUUUUUGGGGUCGACCCAAAAAAAAUUUAGAAGGGUUUGUAUGGAGUUUUGUAAGCAUAACUGGGCUACGAUCUCAGAGACAAUUUGCCCCCAAAUGCUCAUUUUUGGCAAGUAGGCCUCUUGGACAUUGUUCUUUCAGAAUAUCCUGACAAAUCCCAUAAUUUCAGAAAUUUCAUUUUUAUGACGUCACACUUUAGUACUCUAUUUGCAUAACAACAUGAAAAGUGGUAAUUUGAAACCUUCAUUGCAACGCGUGUUUUUUUUUUAAUACAAAAUGCCGCUGCUUUUUAAAAAUAUUUCUCUAACUAAAAAGGUAGAAUUUACACUUAGUAGUAAAGUAAUUCAAGCUGCUUGUUUGUUUUUGAUUUCUGGCUCUGUUAGCAAAUUAAGCUUUAAUCGUAUAAUAAUCGAUGAGACGUGCCAAUUUGCUUCAAAACAUCGGCGUGCAAUCAAUUUGUUCGUUUUCAUUUUAUAAGUCAUAUCAAAUUCUUUUUUUGAAUACAAAUCUGCCCUCCUGCGAAAAAAAUAUUUCAUUCCAACUAAACGCUCCGUUAAGAAGGGGAGAAGAAACCCACUUGGAAAUUUUUUAACAUCAGUGAACUUCUUGAAUCGAUGAAAUUAUAUCAACAUGUAAUUGAGCUGAGCACUUAUUUUAAAUACGCUAACCUGUUUAAGAUUCCAUUUUCCUGUUUGUCGGGGCUUUCCCUGCUGUCUCUAACCGUAUUCUGAGUCAUGUUAUUUCUCAUAAGGGGAUAAAAAGGUCGUCAGACCGUGUUUCUAGACUUCGUAAACCUUAAAACUGACAUAAUUGCUGUGCUCACUUUUCUUUCGCUGUGGAGCUCGAUAGGCUGGACACGCUUUUUUGAGUGACUCAAUAUUUUGGCACAACUUGUGCACAGAUUAGGCACAGUUUGGGCACAACUUAGGCACAGCUUAGGCACGUUUUUCAAAACUAAAAUGCACACUUUAUGCACAUCUUAGGCACAUGGUUCAACGCACGGUUUACGAAUUUUCACGUUAAAAAAUGCUUUCUAACCUUAGAUAUUUGAUCUAAGUGUAAAAAUGGGUUUCCCGAAGUCUUAACAGUUAGUCUAUAAGGAAGGUUUAACUUAUGAGCAUUCCAAGAAUUAUUAUUUCUUCUCUUAACAACAAAAGAAAGUCAAUCAAAAGCAAUCUUUUAAAUUGAUGUUCGCGCUGCACAGAGAUCGGAUGUAGACAGAACAUCUUUCUGAAAAUGCCCUAAACUUUGUUGUUUUGCCAUUAUGUGCAGUAAUUUUUAAUACAGUUAGUACUCAUAAGUCACUGACCUCUGUGGAGAAAUUUUUCCAAAGUACCAUUAACAGAAACAGAGAAAUCCGACAAUAUGCGUGGUUAGACUGUAAAUGUUACGCGAGCUGUUAAAAAAUGGUCCCAUUUUGAGCCAUAUUUUUCAUAUUUUAAUUUUAUUUUGGUCUUACAGCCAGAAAAAAAAUAUUCAAUGAAAAGCUGUUUAUAAACUUAAACUUCUUGCCAAAUAUCGAUGCGAUCUGAGUUUUAAUAAGUUCAUAAGGGCCAAACGAUGUGAGAUUCAACGAUGUGUACACCAGUGGCGUGCGCCAAGCCCUAGGGUUUAAAAAUUUUAACCUGAAUUUAAUUUUGGCCUGUAACAUAAUGUCACGCAUAUAUUUUUUAUUUGAUGUUGAGGCUUUUGAUGAUUAAUCUCAAUUUGCAGUCAUGAUUAAUAUUAGCUACAAUGAAGGACAAAAGUGUUGAGACACUUCAAUAAAAUGGCCCCUUUUUGAACAGUGGAUAUACCUAUCCCCUCUCCCUGUUUACCCCCACCCCCUCCCCCCAAGACCAAUGUUGCAUAUUAGACCCUCAAGUCUUUCUUUUACUACAAACAACAUUGAUUCAGGGAUGGAAGGAUUUACGGCAUUUAAAUAGAAUGAAAUAAUAAAUUUAUGAAAUUGUUGAUAAAAGCACCUGUUUUAGAUAAGUGUGUCAACUGCUUGCAUCCCUGAUUGUAGGUCAUUUAUAGUUGUAUUUGUAAUUUUUAUAGUGGGACACCUUCAAGUGUCCUAUAAAGAUGGGAUACCUUACAAAGAAAGGGGCAGUGGUCAAGAACUGGAAGAGGCGUUACUUUGUAGCCAAACCUGAUUACUCAGUAGACUAUUAUGAAAGUGAAGAGGUAAGUAUAUUCCUGAACAAAGAAUUCAAGAAGAAAUCUUUGGCUUGUCUUUUGAAAAAUCUGUGCUCAUUUUGAUAUUAGAGGGUCAUGGCCUAUGAAUAAUCCUGGCGCUUUACAGCGUAAGAGUGUAAUACCCUUAUAUUGAUAAAAAGUUGGCAGGUAAAAGGUAUAUAUAUGUAUUAGGCUGAAAUGGAUUCAACUUGGUUUCACUAUCCUCAAUGAAAAUGAAUUAAAUUAUGAAAUGAUUUAUGAUCACGAAUAGUUAUUAGGCUAAUUUAGCAACAGGACGGGAAAGUCAGUUGACGACGGGAAGGCGCACAGAAAGGACUAAACAUGCUUCCUUGUGCCCAAUUUGUCGCUCUGUUAUUGGUCAAGCCAGUUGUUUGAUCUGAGCACGCCGUAGUCAACUGGCAUUCCCGUUCUGUUGCUAAAUCAGCCUAUUAUAAGGACCAGGAGGCAGAGGAAAUUGCGAAUCAAACUGCUGCAGGUUGAAACUAUUUUAACCUGAAUUUUAUUUUAAUCUUAACAUGAAAAAGCAGUAUUGGAGCUUCUAUGACUGUAUAUUUUAUUUCUAGUAAAGUGCAUGUAGAAGUUUGCUUACUUCUGGAAGUCAUACAAAAUUAAUAAUUUUUGUAAUACAUGUAUACAGGCAUAUGAGAAAGGUUUCAAACCUAAAGGCACCAUCUUUCCCUGUGGAUAUGAGGUUAAUGCUAAUGUUGAUGAAACAAUGGCUGAGAGGCUUAAGAAUCUUGCAAAAAUGAUGGGUAAGGUGAUUUAGUUGGCUUGUGAGAGUGAUUGGUUGAGGAAAGGAACAAAAUAAGAAACAAGUUAGGAUUAAGCACCGAGAAUCAUUUACCAAUACUCAGUCAGUUCAGCUAGAAUCACAUAGCCUUUUUGUAGACAUCUCCUAUUCCUUUUUUGCUUGUGGAAAAGGGUGGUGCCUUAAGUAUGUAUUCAUCAAAGAAAAAAGUCCGAGACAACUGCAUGCAGGCUAGAGUCACCAAGAUGUAACUAGUAAUAGUUAACACUACAGCUGCCCCCGCUCUGUAUACUGUAGGUCAAUAGUGUUCUUAGUCAUUGUGUAGCUCUUUGAAAUAUACCUAUUCAUAAUGAAGAUUUUCACACAUUUUCCAUACAAUAGGUGAGAUAAAAACAGGAAAUGCAAGGUUGCUUGCACUGAUUCAGUUUGAUUUACACAGCUUUGGUCAAAACCUUCUCAGUUUCGAGAAUAGUUUAUUCUAAGCCAUUUUUGUACAGUUCAUUUUGUUUGUCGGAGAGUAAGCCGUAGAAAUUCAAAGGUUUGAUCAAUGCGUUCUAGCCUUUUAUUUAACAUUAUAGAAGGACAUUCUGUGAGUAGGUAAUACACUGUAAGUCAGCACAGAAUUAAAUUGUCGGCAAAAUUUCUCUAUUCGUCCAUUGUUCUGCUAGUGAUAAGCCAGCCAUUGAUUCACUUGUCUUGCUUGUUUGUGAACCGAGUCUUAUUCCGCAAAAUCCCUGUGGGGGCAAUAAUACAAUUUGUAUUAAAUUGUCAUUUAAGGCUUUUAAUGCUCUGUUUACUGACUUACAAAGCAGAUGAGAUGUGACUGGUGACUUCUUUGUGUUACAAACAGUCUCGUGACUGAGCACAUGUAUAGUAUCACUGCAAUAAUAGAUUUUUUAUUUUUAUUUUUUUAGGAGUGGAUGAAAACGAAGUAGGAGUUCCAGAGAAGUUACCAGAAUACACUUUUGAGGUGGGACAUGAUAGGAGAAGGUCUUAUCUCAUCACGGCUGAAAAUGAAGAAGACAAACAAGCCUGGGUGGAAACUUUUAAAGUUUGCUGCAGAAAAGCGAAAGGUAAGGUAUACUGUAUUUACUCUAAUUUAGGGCCAUGGCAUUUAUUAAAUUUUUUACUCCUCAAAUGUGACGCUUAUUCCAGGGCAUUGUUUAACAAUCAAAAGUUGGAUGCAACAAAGCAUCAUUUCAACUUACUACCAAUGCUAUUAUUAUUUUCCAUAUUAAACUAACAGAAUUGGCAUCUUUUGGCUUCGAUUAUAUCAGGCCCACAGCACUUAACAUUAUUAAUAUUAUUUUUUGGUUCCAAAUGCAUUGCUUACUCAAGGGUGGCACUUCUUUGAGUAAAUUAAUAUGGUAGAUCUAUAGAGUGUUUUCACAUGACAUCACGGCAGCCAUAUUGGUGUCCCAAAACAAUGAAACGGUGGCCAUGUUGGUGUCCCAAACCAAUCCUGUGGGAGUUGAACUCUUUUCUUAUGCAAACGCUUUCUCUUAAGUUUCGAUAAAUUUGCAUAGAUGCUGGUCGCGUGUGUGAAAACACUCUAUUGUUUCAAUUAUACAAACUGUGAAAAGUCAUGUCAAUAGUGCGACAUAAAAGUCCAUGUUGAUAGUAGAGUAAAUGAGUAAAGCAAACAAGUUGUCUAAACUUAGUAGAGUCUGUUAAUUACAUGGACAAGAAAAAAGUGCCCAUAGUGUCCACAUUGAUGAAGCCCUGUUAGGGUAAAAUUCCGACAAACGACAUGACUUUAAAAUGACAACAUAAGACAAAUUAAAAUAUAUGGCAACAAACAACACGAAGGUGGUUUAAAGCUGCAACAGCAAUGAAGACAAAAGCAGAAACAAUAGAAAAAUGCAGACAGGUACGUGGCUAAUUCCUCCUCAAUACAGUUUGUGAAGUGACAGGUUUUGAAAUUCCGAAUACGGACCUGCAUACCCACCCCAAGAGGGCCUCAUAAAUAGAGAGGAGAAGUCAUUAUGUCAUGUUGCCAUGGUAGCAAAAUUUUUGAAUGACAACAAACCGAAAAUUCACUUUAAAAGUAAAUUCGCACUGUUUCAAACUUCAUUGAUCUUAUUCAUUUGCAUUUAAUUUGUCAAAUGCUGGCAAAAUUAUCAGGAUUGAAUCCGAAAGGACCCUAUCUGAGGGUUUUCUUUCCCCAAGGACAAUUUAGCAAACUGUCGGAAUAAUGAGGUGUCCAUAUAAAGCACGUUUGAUUCAGAGAAAAUGAAAGGGCUUUCUUUCCCCGGGGACCAAACGAACUGUCCGUAAUAAUGAGGUGUCCUUAUUAAGUGGAUAUUGUCCGAAAGCAGGAUUUGAUUGUAUUAUAACUUGUAUGGUUACAGGACUGAAGAGUGAAGACCCAGUUGGUUGUGCAGCUUUCAAGACUGCUAUCUGGAAAACAUACUGGAGACACAGGGUUACUGGCACCGAAGAGCAGGUUGGCAAAAAAAAUAUGGCUAUAAUUAUUUUUAAUCGUUGAAAUUAGACAAUGAUUUAAAGGUACAGUAUCCACUUUAUGUUUCUACCAUCUACGUUAUGCUGGGCUUUGAGUGGAGGAAAGCCCUUAGCCAGAGGAAAACCUCCUGGAGCAGUGGCUAGGACAAACAAGUUGAACAAAGUUAGCUUUUAUAUAGAGCAUCAGCUCUGUUAUUUGCACUCAGUAUAUGCAAUUUAGGCUGCCACAUUAAUAUUUUGACUCCAAACUAUUUCCUCUUGCCAUGUUUUGACAAGAGUUUACCUACACUGUAUGGUCAAACAACGAACAUUUUUAUUAGUGUGUCGUAACUCCUGAAGGGUGCCCACCAAUGUAACAGUAAUAAGUUGAAGAUUAAUGAAUAAAAUAAGUAUUAGUAUUUAUGCAAUCUAGGCAUGAAUCAAUCAAUCAAUCAAUCAAUCAAUUUAUUUAUGUCAAUACGUGGGAUGGGGUUGCCCCGAUCAUCCAAGCCGGCAGAGCCGAAUCAGGGCCUCAAGCAUCAGACUAUUCCCAGAUUCUUCGCAAGAUUAAUAUUUUUUUCUUCAUCUGAAAGCCAACAAGCUCCUCCUUCCAUUAUUUCUCUUUAAACAAGAUUUUAUAAAAAACUUAGGUCCCUGUUAUUUUUUAAUGAUUUGGUUUAUAGGGUGGCCCAAAAAUAUAAUUGUGAUGGAAUUGGCCAAAAUCUAAUGGUAUUGAUUUAAUACAAUGUAUUUUUGUCUUGGGAAAUUGGAACCUAUAAGCAAUGCGACAUAAUGUGAGAUGUAUUCUCUUCAGGUUCUUAGUGACAUCCUUGUUGACAGAAUCAAUUACCGCGUGAUGACUUCUGUGUACUAUGAAAUUAAAGGAGGCUGGACAAUGAGGCAAAAGAUCAGAGAACAAGUAAGCUAUUUUAUUUUAUUUUUUUGCAAAAAAAUAUCACAUACAUGUACUGCAGUAAACUUAUGGAUUACUGGAUUCCACAAUUUGUAGAAUCUUCCGUUAGUGUUUGCAUGUGUAUAAGAGGUAUUUGUGUACUAUUGAUUCAUGUAGGUUGUCAAGACACUUGAUUCUCUUGUGAUGGCCAUGGUGAUACCAUCCUGGAAAGGGAUGCAGGAAUCUUCACAACAGAUGAAAACUGUUCUGGAACCAACAAUCAAAGACAAGAAAGAUGAACUGGCAGCGGUACAGCGCAAAGUCAUGUGGGAUUUAUCAGGUAAGCAGUGAUAUAGACUAUUAGCGGCCCUUGUUAGUUAUUCUAGAGGGUCACGCGGUGAAUUACAUGUCCGCUGUAACUACAAUUGGGAGGGUUUUUCUUUGUCCAUUUGAAGAAGAUCGGAAGAAGACAAUUCAAAUUUUUGUUGAAGCCACACGGACAACUUCAAAGGGGUAGUUGUUCGGCUGAAACCUCUGAAAAAGGUGAUUAUUCAUUAUCAUGCGAGUUUUCCUUUGAAGAAAGUGUCUUCUCCCCAAGCUGUUCUUUAAUCUUUUUUUUUCACUGUGAUUAGAAACUAAUGUACUUGAUGUAAUAUUAACAACAGUUGAGGUAAUUUUAAAAACCUUGCAUUGCAGAGACUAUGCGGACGUCCACAUGUUCGUAUCUGAUUUUUUUAACUGUUGAUCCUACUUUUUUUCUUAGAACUGUUGAAAAGCACAAUGGAAAAGUUCUUAACCGACAUGAAAGACACGAUGAAAGAGAUUGUCCAACUUCUUAAACCCAAGGUAAAGUGACCUUGUUUUUUCUUCCAGUUGCAGUUAACCCUUUAAGCCCCAAUAUCCACAAACAAAUUCUCCAAACUGAUCUCUAUACAUUUCCUUACAGAACUAGUUGGGAGAAAUUGAUAAAAGAUCAGAGAUUCUUCUCUUUGUGAUCAUUUGAUUAAUUCUCAUAGAUGUUGCACUUGACAAUGUAUGGAUAUUGUUAGGAGAAAAUUGAUGUUGGUCACUAUUGGGACUUAAAGGGUUAAAAUGCAAGGCUACCGCAGAUGUCCCAAGUUUACUACCAUUUCUAUUCAGUAUUUUCAACCAGAGAAAAUGAUGUAAGGGAAAGCACUCAUCAUCUUUUUUUUCUUUGAUGUGUGGCAGAUGGAGCAGGGCUUGACAGAGUUAAGAAAAAUCUUCAUCAAGACAGUUGGCAAAGUCAUUGAGGAAGCUGAGAACACAAAUGAAGUUGAGGCAUCUUUACCUUCGGUAUGAAUUUAAUAUGUUCUUACACUAAUUUGUAUCUUUAUCCGGGGUUCCAGCCUCGACCGUCGCGUUGUUUCCUUAGACAAGGAACUUUACUCUACUUUGUUUCUCUUCAUCCAGGUGUAUAAAUGGGUACCAGCGACAGCGACAGUGGAGGGGGGGCGGGGGGCGGGGGGGGUAACCCUGGGAUGGACACGCAUUCUAUCCAGAGGGGGGGGAGUAGCAAUACUCCUAGGCAUGUUUCAUGAUAAGGAAACCAGGAUAAGCUUCAACCGUUUGGGCCUUUGGCUCGUGUGCGCCUUUAUCUUGACCUACGUCAUAUCUUGGUACAUACUUUUAAUUUCCGCAGUAAUACAGACAAAUGCAAGACAUUACGUUACAUGCUUAAACACUUGUACACUGCAAUUAUUUUUGUCACUUUUUUGUCGUAUUAUGUCAUCAAAUUGAACAAAGAAAUGAACUAAUAUAGCUACAGUCGAAUCCUCUCUAUCGACACUCUCUUAAUACGGGCACCCAUGUAUAACGGACAGUUUCGUUUGUCCCGACGAAAAACCUAUAAUUAUUUUCUCUCUUAAAUUUACCCGCUUCACACGGACACUAAUACGGACACUAUGAAUUUAUUUUUCUUUUAGUUCUUUAAAACUUUGGACUAUGCUCCUCGUUCGGCUUCGAAACUGUAUGAUGCUGUCAAGUGCGUUGCCAGUGCAAGUGAUCUGCGUAAAUAUGAUGACCGCAUUAACAAGCUGAAUGGCUAUAUAGUGAGAGACAUUGGAAGCGAUGCACUCGCUCAGGUGAGUGUCUUAGAUUAGCCUGUGCCAGGCUCUGGGUCAUUGUGGACGAGCGAAAAAAGCGAGCGAGCAGUGAAUAGCGAACAAGCGAAAAACGGUAGGAAGAAAGAAGGGGAGAACCUGUAAGAAUCUUUUCAAAUACGUCAAUACUUUUUUCCCGACAGUAUGCAUUUGCGACUCUUAAUUUUUAUUUUACUCCGUCAAACCCAGGUCUACUAUAAUUAUAAUUAGUUGUUGAAAAACGUUGCACGAAUUGAUGCUAUUUACUGUGUGCGCAUUUCAUACAAUGUAUAAGUUUUGCCAUGUUGCGCGCCAAAAUAACGUUUAUAACCCUACCUAGGUUAUGAAGCCAUUUGUAUUGCUGUGUUGCAUUCCUCUUUCAGCUUCUGGAUUCAGCGAUGUUUACUUUUGAGGAGCGUUUUAAUGAAGGAAUCACUGGUACCGAUGCUAAUACAAACGGCCAAACUGCAGCGGAUGUCAUGAAAGUAGUCAAAGAAGAAGUAUUGUUGGUAAGAACGCAUAUGGGUACCAAUAGAUACUGUAGCCUGCAUGUGUGGCUAGCGUUCGAAGGGGAAGGGAAGAGGGGAUUACAAGGCCUAGCACGCGGGCUAUAAAUACUGGGAAGGGGCAAAGCUAACCCCUGUUCCCUAAGGAGCAUAGUAUAAAGAGGAGGGGGCAGAGGCUGUUCAGGGAUUAGUGCGAAGCUGGGUCUAGCAAGUAGGGAAUUCCCUCGUGAAGUUUUGUUCACUUUCCUUUUCAUUUCUUUCAUGGACUCUCUUGCAGCCGUUCUACGUGUCACGACACCCCCCUGAUCAAAGCGUGACGACUCAAAGGACGGUUGUUUAGGGAACUACUCCUUUCACCCCCCCCCCCAAAAAAAAAUAUUUCCCUUCCUGUGUGUGAUGUAUUCCGCUACAGCUAUCUUCCUAGUCUUAUCGACUAUAUAUCAUCAUGUGCAAGCAUGAAACGAGUUUGUAAGAAGUGAAUACAGUCUUUUUAGCUGGAAUUUGAAAGUACUAGUUUUCCCUGUUACACUACUCGUUUCGCCACCUUACUAUUCUACUCCAUAAUGUUUGUGCACUUGUUUUUAUGUCAUUGCUACCGUAUACUUUGAUCAACAGAAAUUUGACGUAGAUCAGAAAGUCGCUUUAGACGAAUAUCUGAUGAGCGCAUUGAUGAGUAUGCUCGUACCUCACACGCACAGUCUCGCUGAUGAAGUCUGCAAACCGGUAACAUUUUACUUCAUUUGUCACUGACGGCUUGUAAUUGAACAUUCUCUAACUCUAAGGGUUUUUAUUCACAUCCUCAAGUUGUAGUGUACGUUCUUCGUAAGGUGAAAAAGUGGAAAAGAAAAAAUGGGAAAACGAAUGAACCUUCAAUGGUAUCAAGUCCCUCUCUAAACCAUCGGUUUUUAUUGACGUCGUCGCGUUGCAGUGCACGUCCUUAUCGUCAUAAACGGCUGACUCCAACUUUUUAGACUCUUCCCAGACCCCAACUUUUCAGAGCUUCGAGAUUUAGCGCUUACUGCAACUUGCGCGCAUAAUAGUUUCAAAUGUACCGAGGGGUCGGGCGUCGAAGUUUAUAGCGCUUGGAAGGCGGACACUAUUUUUUUCUUUCUCUCUUUCUUCCUCCCAACACUUUUCCUUCUCGCCUACUUCCAUGCUAUAAAUUUUCUCAUCAGCACUACUCUGAUCCUCAAACAUCCAAUGAAUUUAUUGUCUUUUUCGUUUAACUUCUUAAAGAUGAUCAAACCAGUAGAACAGAGUAUCCCAGACCCCCUCCGUCAGGCUAUCUCACUCAGUGACAAGUAUGACACAUAUGUCGAGACCAGCAUCCGGGACACAAUCAAGAAAGGUGAGCGGCUGCUAUGUGUGGGGCCUGGGCGUUCCUUUCUCUGAAUUUUCAUUUCCAGUCCUGCUCACACGGCCGAACAAAACACGUUUCUAACGGAAGGUCAAGUUGGUUUUAACGCCCAAAAAAUCCAUCCACUUUCUUGUUGUUUAGACAGUCCAGUUCUGGCCCUUCUCUCUCUGUCACGCAACGCCGGUCUCCCUCUUCCGGCGUUGCGUGACAGAGAGAGAGGGGCCAGACCUGGAGUAUUUUUUAGAAGGCCAAAUAGUGAAUGAAUUUCAGGUACAACCCUUGUAUCAACCACAUUCAUAUAACGUGGUUUAAACUUUUAAAUCAACUCCCUCUUGUCUUAUCUUGUCUCUAUUUGGGGGUAUGUACCGAAUGGGAACUAUGUUGGCUCACUCAGCAUCAUAAGUAAGUGUGAGUACGGUGACAUUGAAUGCCCAAAAGAAUUCGUAAAAGAAUUGGAAUUAAUUGAAUUUAUUUGGAACAAACAUUAUCCGAUUAGCUGAAAUUUUGCUUGUCCAAGGGGAUUAGGAUGAAGGGUCUUUUUCGCCAAACUUUUAGUUUGCCUGCCUCCAAAGAAAUCGUUGAACCUAUCUUUCGUGUUUUUUUCUAAAUUUCCGUUCUUCCCUUUUGGCAGUUUGUGGUGUCGGCAGAGCCUCGGCGACCCAAGCUGAAGCUAAGAAGGAAUCCACUGCAGAACCGGCAAAGUCUGGGGAACCCAAAGCCGAAGCAACAGCGAAAGAAUCCGAACAGAAAUCGAGCGAACCUAAAGCCGAAGAAACAGCGAAAGAAUCCGAACAGAAACCGAGUGAACCCGAAGCCGAAGAAACAGAGAAAGAACCAGAACAGAAACCGAGCGAGGAACCAAAAGCCGAAGAGAAGUCGAGCGAAGGCGGAGAAAAACCGACAGAGCCCGAAGGGGAAACGGAAGAACCGAAAGCCGAGCAGACAACUGAACUAUAA